UGUUCUGAUAAAGCCAAUCAAAUAGAUAACAAAACCAGAUCAGUGCAAACUAUUUCUGGAUUGUUUUCACGAAGAAGACAAGAAAAGGACACCAUGCUGGCCUUUUUCUCCAUAAUUUGCUUCUGUAGCAUGAUCGGGCAGUCUUUGGAAACCACUACAGGUAUGCCUACCACAAAGACGCCCACGACACAUACACACGGACAUCAUCACACCCGGACUACACACGAAGCCUUUGAGACGGAGUCCUUCUCCUUCUAUUACGACUACAUUUCGCACGUUAUGGCCGUAAAGUCUUCCCUACAUAUAUGCUACCUGUAUAAGACGAGCGCCCAGGAACAGAUUGAUGUCCACACCUCACACGGACUCCAUGGCAUAGAGAAAACCUUGAUAGAUCUGAUUGAUGCCGGCUCCGCCAUGCACCCUAUCCCCAAGGAGGACGUAGCCGCCAUGAGCAGACAACUGGCUCACUUCUGUAGCCACACAGGGGUCUUCAUGCAGAUGAACUAGUCAAUAAAUAUAUCUUAUCUUUUCAAUAA
Molecule: messenger RNA, 536 nt
Organism: Magallana angulata
Lineage: Eukaryota; Metazoa; Mollusca; Bivalvia; Ostreida; Ostreidae
Exons: 4
Coding region: 94-507 (137 amino acids)
Source: RefSeq, a predicted model, not a curated record